GUUCAGAGAGCGGAAGCUGCCCACUGCGCAUGUGUACUUUCUACAGAUUACACAGAAAUAAUGGAGCAGGCAGAACAAAAACAGGGAGGAGCGAAUGAAGAGGAAGUAGGAGGAGGAAGAGAACUGGAUCAGAAGACCAGGAUGAAGAGAAGACAUGAGGAAGAGGAGGCUGAGGAAGAAACUUCCCCCAAUAAGAAGCUGGUGAGCGAUCAUGGUGAAAAGGUGGCGAGUCACUACAACACGCUGCAGGAAGUCGGACUGGUGGUUCGAAGUCAAAGCAGGAUCUUCUACAUGAGGAACUUCAACAACUGGAUGAAGAGUGUUCUGAUUGGGGAGAUCCUGGACAGGUGCGAAGCGCAGAGCAGGAAUGUGUCUGUGUUGGACCUGGGCUGUGGAAAAGGAGGAGACUUGUUGAAGUGGAGAAGAGGAGGCAUCAGUCACAUCGUCUGUGCAGAUAUAGCUGAAGUGUCCGUGGAUCAGUGCCGGACUCGGUACGAAGAGAAAAGAAAAAGUCAUUCCAAUGAGAAAAUCUUCAGCGCUCAGUUCAUCACCUCCGACUGUUCGAAGGAGGUUUUGUCGGACAGGCUGGACGACCCUGAGCUGAUGUUCGACAUCUGCAGCUGUCAGUUUGUGUAUCAUUACUCGUUCGAGAGCGAGCAGAAGGCGGACAUGAUGCUGAGAAACGCCUGUGAGCGUCUCAAACCCGGAGGCUUCUUCAUCGGAACCACGCCAGACGCCUACGAGCUGGUUAAACGUCUGGAGGCGUCAGACUCCCUGUCAUUUGGAAACGAAGUCUUCAAAGUUUCCUUUCAGUCCAAAGGUUCCUAUCCACUGUUUGGAUGUCAGUACCACUUCAGCCUCGAGGGCGUGGUCGAUGUUCCGGAGUUUCUGGUCUACUUUCCUCUUUUUGAACACAUGGCAAAGCGGUACAACAUGCGUCUGGUGCUGAAGCAGAGGUUCUCGGAGUUCUUUGAGGAAAAGGUGAAAAAGGAGAGUCACCGCAGCCUCAUGAUGAAGAUGAUGGCUCUGGAGCCUUUUCCCUGUGACGAUGGAGGUCAGCAGGCUGCCGACAACAAGGAGCAGUACUGCCAUGCUAAAGAGCACUGCGGCAGACCUGGAGUCAGACUGCCAGUGGGAACCCUGAGCAAAUCUGAGUGGGACGCGACCAGUAUCUACUUGGUGUUCGUGUUUCAGAAAAUGUCCUGAUACUCAAAAGCAAAAUUCUCCGCCUCACAAACUUACCUCACCUGUUACUCGGCUUAUCUGUACAGUUUCUUUUUCUGUUGUCAUAUUUGAAUUUUUUUUUUUUAUAAAAAUGUAAACCUGCUGUAGAAAUUAAGCUGGAAAGAAAAAAAUAAAUCAGUUGUUCAGUCCUAUUUAUUUUAUUUUUUAUGUGAUGCUGGUUAGAAUUGUACGCAAAAGUCACAUCAGAAAAAAAACGUUUGGAAGCAAUAAUUGUCGACUGAUGAAAUGUAAGAAUCUUGUCUUUGUUAUGGAGCCUAUGCAAUAUUUAACCGCAAUGCGCUGAACAACGACCUAAACGCCAU
Poeciliopsis prolifica (blackstripe livebearer) is the source of this 1547-nucleotide messenger RNA. RefSeq names its product mRNA cap guanine-N7 methyltransferase-like. The record is from RefSeq and is a predicted model, not a curated record. Gene Ontology annotation, cellular component: nucleus. Lineage: Eukaryota; Metazoa; Chordata; Actinopteri; Cyprinodontiformes; Poeciliidae. Gene Ontology annotation, molecular function: mRNA 5'-cap (guanine-N7-)-methyltransferase activity. Gene Ontology annotation, biological process: 7-methylguanosine mRNA capping.